Cotesia glomerata is the source of this 2222-nucleotide messenger RNA. RefSeq names its product vanin-like protein 3. The record is from RefSeq and is a predicted model, not a curated record. NCBI's taxonomy places the organism in Eukaryota, Metazoa, Arthropoda, Insecta, Hymenoptera, Braconidae. The coding region runs from base 120 to 1805 and encodes 561 amino acids. The transcript has 6 exons.
UAUUCUCAGUGUGCAAAAGUUGAUUAUUUUUAAAUAAAUUUUCGAAGAUUAUAACUGACUUCAAUAUACGACUUAAAAGUUUAAUUUCUAACACGCAGUUUUUUGAGUCAGUGUUGAAAAUGUUCUCCGCAUCAAUUUACGUAUACCUCAUCAGCAUUUUCUUCUCGGCGAGAUUAACGCUGCAAGCUUCCUCGCCAACUUCAAAUUAUUACAUCGGUGCCGUAGUCGAGUAUCACCCCGUUACUAAGGGUGAUAAUGGCACUGCCAUUGCUAACGAAAAUGCAAAAAAUUAUCUCACAUUUUUAAAGACAGCAAGUGAAAAUGAAGUUGAUAUUAUUGUUUUUCCGGAGAAUGCACUUUUUAGUGGAAAAACAUAUCCAUUAAAUGAGCGAAGCAAUUAUUUGCCACACAGUACGUAUUUACCUCAUCCCAAAGACUCUAAAGUACCAUGUCACGAUACAUCAUCAAAUGUUAUGGAGGCUGUGAAGGCCAUGUCUUGUGCGGCAAAACGUCAUGCUAUGUACAUUGUGAUAAAUGUACGUGAAAAGGAAAAGUGUACCGGUGAAAAUUGCUCCAAGGACGGCCACAAUCUUUACAAUACAAAUUUAGUGUUCGAUAGAACUGGAGCUAUAAUAGCCAAGUACAGAAAAUGGAACUUGUUUGGCGAAGCUGGAAUGAACAGAACAUCAAAGCCAGAUAUUUCAACUUUCCGGACUGACUUUGACGUUAAUUUCGGGCAGUUCAUAUGCUUCGAUUUGCUGUUUGGUACACCGGCGAUAAAGCUCGUUCGUGAGAAGAAAGUAACAGAUAUUAUUUUUUCAAGCCACUGGUUUUCAGAGCUGCCCUUCCUUACCGCGAAUCAAAUUCAAACUGGAUGGUCUUACGCACAUAAUGUUAACUUCCUCGGCUCUGGUUACAACAACCCGGCAACUGGCAGCGGCGGUAGUGGAAUUUACGGCGGAAAGGAUGGUCAUUUUGCACGUGUUUGGAGCGAAAAAUCAGCAAAUGCGCUGAUCGUUGCCAAAAUACCUAAAAUAGUUAAUGGUCAACAUUCCCAGCCAAUAAAUCCCAACGACGCGAUGGUAUUCUUCUAUUCAAUAACCGAAAUACCUACCAUUAAUCAACAGGAGCCAGUACCGCAGCAAAAAAUAAAAAUGGAUGAUCUUUCGCCCUACACUACUGAACUUUUCCAACCCGCUAAUGGCACUCACAAUUUAACUAUCUGCAAUAAUGACUUGUGCUGUAACUUCACUACAAACACUGUUCAUCGUGAUGAUAUGGUACAAGGUGCUGCUAAAUAUUAUAGAUAUCGAUUUGCUGUAUUCAAUGGAGUGAGAUCAUUUUCAGACAUUGGUACUGGAGGUGUAGAAGUUUGCAGUGUGAUUUCAUGCCUUGAUGAAAAUCCAACAAGUUGUAAUCAACGAUUCGAUACCAAUACUAUCAUUGUUCAUCCCACUACAUUUAAUUCAAUUGUCAUUUCAAGUGUAACUAAGGAUUCAACAAAUGUCACUCGUGUACCAUUGAGCAUAAACACUGAACUACAUCCAUUAAAUGUCACAGACUUUACAUUUGUUAGCAACAAAAUAAAUGCAACUCAUGUUAGUUUAAAAUACACAUUGACAAAACCACGUAAAGAUUUGAUGACAUUUGCAAUUUAUGGAAGAAACUUCACAGCCGAUGGAUUGCCAAAAACUACAUCUGCUUCAGCACAAAUAAUUCCACCUAUUUAUUUAAUGUCAAUACUGUUGAUUAUUUUAGGCAUUGGUAAUACUUACCAAGUAAAUUCACUAUUAAGCUUUGUGUGAAGUGUUACUUUAAUGAAUUACAUUAAAAUCAAACUGGAAAAUAGAAAUCCUGCCCAAAUAAUUCCUUGAAUUAUGAAAUAAUUAAAGGGAUAAUUGAAAUAAAAAUAUAAAAUAUAAAAUAUAGCAUAGUUAAAUCAUUUAAAUUAAUAUAAUCAAAGAUUGAAUAAUUAUUAUUUUACCUUUAAUUAUUUCAUUUAAUAUUAUGAAGCAAUUAAAUUUAAAAAAUUGUUUCAUUCUCCGACAAAUUCCGAAAGUACUUUUGUUGUUAAUAUUGUAUGUAAUUUAAUGUAAUAUUUUCAAGUCUAUUUUUUCUGGUUGUACUUGAAUCACACUCAGCUAUAGCUUUUAUGCUCUAUUUUAGAAUACACGUUAAUCCCUUGGAUAGUUUAUAAUAAAAUACCGUAUUGCAUUAUAGGG